Molecule: messenger RNA, 656 nt
Organism: Danio aesculapii
Lineage: Eukaryota; Metazoa; Chordata; Actinopteri; Cypriniformes; Danionidae
Product: dynein light chain Tctex-type 1-like
Exons: 5
Coding region: 1-363 (120 amino acids)
Biological process (GO): microtubule-based movement
Cellular component (GO): cytoplasmic dynein complex; cytoplasm
Molecular function (GO): dynein intermediate chain binding
Source: RefSeq, a predicted model, not a curated record
AUGGACGACGAUCAGAUAGUAGAAGAGGUAAACGACGAGAAAGAUGUAGCGCGUUUUAUAGUGGAUGAAGUGAGCAGCAUCGUGAAAGAGUCUCUAGAAGCGGUGAUUGGCAGAAACACGUAUGAACACAAGCGUGUGAGCCAAUGGACGUCCAGCGUGGCGGAGCAGUGUCUCGGGCAGCUCAGCAAACUGGGCAAACCCUUCAAAUACAUCGUCACGUGCAUCAUCAUGCAGAAGAACGGCGCUGGCCUUCAGUCGGCCUCCUCCUGCUUCUGGGACAACACCACAGAUGGAAGCUGCACAGUCAGAUGGGAGAAUAAAUACCUCUACUGCAUCGUCAGUGUUUUCGGACUCGCCAUCUAGAGGAUUUACAACACACACACACACUCACAAGUAUACACCCAGUCACACGCACAAAAUCAAAAAUACAUGCACACAAACAGUCACAAUCAUACACACACACACACCCACGAUCACAAAUACACACCCACAGUCACACACUCAAUCACACACACACACACACACACACACACACCCAGUCACACACACACACACCCACAGUCACACACACAAUCACACACACACACACACAAUCACAAACACAUCCAGUCACACACACACACCCACAGUCACACACACCCACAGUCACACACACA